AUGGACGCUCACAAGCAGUUUCCGACGCUCGUGCAGCUGGAGCAGCGAGAAGGGACGCUAUUCGAGGUGCUCGAUAACCUCAGCAAACGGCCCCACUGGUUCCACUCCGAGUUCCUGAAGAGUCCGAAGGCAGUGCACCUGGAGGCCUGGCUGGUGGAAGCGAUCUUCCGCCCGGGCGGAGAGGACAUCCCGCACGUCGAGUGUGCGUCCCACACCUUGCUUCGCGUGAAUCAGUGGGACCCCGAAGGCGAGGCUGAGAUCUUGAUAUUCGGGCGGCCUUAUUACCAGAAGGACGUAUCUGAGAUGAUCAUGAACUUGGCAGACUAUCACCGCCGGCUCCGGGCCCAAAGUACGGGUCCGGGAAUUGGGAGGGCCACCUGGAGCAAGCCAUGGCUCCUUGGGAGGGAUCCUGAUGUUUCCUGGCUGCCCAGGCAGUGGGCUUCCCCUCCCAGUCGGCUCGGAAGAGGAUUUCCUCUUUGCAAGGUAUCUAGAAGGCCAAAUUGGGCCUGCGUUCUGGGAUUCUGGACCCAUACCCCCGCAGCCCGCACAGGUGACUGUCCAAAGGGUACGGGGACACAGGUGUGGCCUCCUUACGCUGUUCUUCUUCCAGGCUCAGAGAAGGCCCGUGGCCAGGAGGCGCCUGCUCCGGAGACCGAGACCCAGCAGUUUCCUAAUGCUGUCCGGGAGGUCGGGACACAGUGGUCUCCAGACGCGGUGCAGGAAGCGGAGACCCAGCCGUCUCCCCAAGCUGUCCCUGAGGCCGAGACUCUGCAAUAUCCGGUCGAGACCCGUGAGGCUGAGACCCAGCGGUCUCUGGUCGAGGUCCAGGAGGCCGGUACCCAUUGGUCUCCCGAGGCUGCUGGCGAGACGGGGACCCAUUGGUCUCCCGAGUCUGCCCAGGACCCGGUUACCAGGUUAUGA
This is a messenger RNA of Cynocephalus volans (Philippine flying lemur), 921 nucleotides long. RefSeq names its product KH domain containing 3 like, subcortical maternal complex member (gene KHDC3L). The transcript is spliced from 2 exons. Bases 1 to 921 code for a protein of 306 amino acids. Gene Ontology annotation, cellular component: protein-containing complex. NCBI's taxonomy places the organism in Eukaryota, Metazoa, Chordata, Mammalia, Dermoptera, Cynocephalidae. Gene Ontology annotation, molecular function: RNA binding. The record is from RefSeq and is a predicted model, not a curated record.